CGCAGUUGCCGGCCGUAACUCCUCAACUCGGCAGCUGGCUGCCUGGACAUGUCCUGACAAACUUGGCUUCUCCUCGAGACCUUCUCUUCUCUCUCCAGACCUCGUGCAGCGCGCUCUCUCUCCACCUCUUUUGGUGCUCAAACUUUCCCCGGGUCAGAAGCCACUGGAAAUGAGACCACCUGAGUCCCGACAGCACUGGAGGCUCGCACUCUGGUUGGGGAUAUGCUGAAGAUUGAUCCAAGGGAGGCAAAGUUGGUGCUUCGAGCCCGGCUCCUAACAGAAAUCCAAACGGCGUGGGAUUUACCCAACUGCCGGGGACUGUAAGGAAGAGCAUCGAGGACCGGGCUGCUGUGGGUCAAGGAAGAUGGACUAUUUAGAGGAUGUCCGUGGAACUUGAACUGCACUUCUCUUCAUAUGAAGGCAAUUCGCUCGAAGCCAAAAAGGUGGCCAGGAGUUAAACAAUGGGGAGACACUUGGCCUUGCUUCUGCUUCUGCUCCUCUUUCUCCAGCAUUUUGGAGAUAGUGAUGGAAGCCAAAGACUUGAACCCACCCCGCCUCUACAGUUUACACACUUCCAGUACAAUGUCACUGUGCAUGAAAACUCUGCAGCAAAAACCUACGUUGGCCACCCUAGAAAGAUGGGCAUCUACAUCUUAGACUCCUCAUGGGAAAUAAGGUACAAAAUCAUCUCAGGAGACAGCGAAAACCUGUUCAAAGCGGAAGAGUAUGUUCUUGGAGACUUUUGCUUUCUAAGAAUAAGGACCAAAGGAGGAAACACAGCUAUCCUUAAUAGAGAAGUGCGAGACCAUUACACACUGAUAAUCAAAGCCGUUGAAAAGAACACCAAUGCCGAGGCCAGAACAAAGGUCAGGGUGCAAGUGCUGGAUACAAACGACUUGAGGCCAUUGUUCUCGCCCACCUCUUACAGUGUUUCCUUGCCCGAAAACACAGCCAUAAGGACCAGUAUUGCAAGAGUCAGUGCCACGGACGCGGAUAUCGGAACCAACGGUGAAUUUUACUACAGUUUUAAAGACCGAACCGACAUGUUUGCUAUCCACCCAACCAGUGGCGUGGUUGUUUUGACUGGCAGGCUUGAUUUCCUAGAGACCCAGCUCUAUGAGCUGGAGAUCCGGGCUGUGGACCGGGGAAUGAAAUUGUACGGUAGCAGUGGGAUCAGCAGCAUGGCCAAGCUGACGAUUCACGUGGAACAGGCCAAUGAGUGUGCGCCCGUGAUAACGGCGGUGACAUUAUCACCCUCUGAGCUGGAGAAGGACCCAACAUACGCUAUUGUCACUGUGGAGGACUGUGAUCAGGGUGCCAAUGGGGAGAUUGCGUCUUUAAGCAUUGUGGCUGGCGACCUUCUUCAGCAGUUCAAAACAGUGAGGUCUUUCCCAGGGAGUAAAACAUUCAAAGUCAAAGCCGUCGGGGCCAUCGAUUGGGAUAGUCAUCCUUAUGGCUACAACCUGACACUACAGGCUAAAGACAAAGGGACUCCUCCCCAGUUUUCCCCCGUGAAAGUCAUCCAUGUCAUUUCUCCCCAGUUCAGAGCUGGGCCGGUCAAGUUUGAAACGGAUGUUUACAGAGCUGAGGUCAGUGAGUUUGCUCCUCCACAUACACCCGUGGUCCUAAUCAAAGCCAUCCCUAGCUAUUCCCACCUGAGGUAUGUUUUUAAAAGCACCCCUGCAAGAGCUAAAUUCAGUUUAAAUCCCAACACGGGACUCAUUUCCAUUUUAGAACCCAUUAAAAGGCAACACACAUCCCACUUUGACCUUGAAGUGAUGACAAGUGACAGAAAAGCCUCCACCAGAGUCGUGGUGAGCGUUGUAGGUACGAACAGCAAUCCCCCUGAGUUUACACAGACCUCGUACAAAGCCUCCUUCGAUGAGAAUGCACCCGUUGGUACGACAGUGAUGAGGGUGAGCGCAGUAGACCCAGAUGAGGGUGAAAAUGGCUACGUGACUUACAGUAUUGCAAACUUAAAUCAUGUGCCGUUUGUCAUUGACCACUUUACCGGUUCCGUGAGUACCUCUGAGGACCUGGACUAUGAGCUCAUGCCUCGAGUUUACACGCUAAGGAUUCGCGCUUCCGACUGGGGUUUGCCCUACCGCCGGGAAGUUGAGGUCCUUGCCACGAUCACUCUCAACAAUCUGAAUGACAACACCCCCUUGUUUGAGAAGAUAAACUGUGAAGGGACAAUUCCCAGAGACCUAGGUGUGGGGGAGCAGAUAACCACAGUUUCUGCUAUUGAUGCUGACGAGCUUCAGUUGGUGCGCUACCAGAUUGAAGCUGGUAAUGAGUUGGAUUUGUUUGGCUUAAACCCCAGCUCUGGGGUACUGUCAUUAAAGCACUCACUAAUGGAUGGCUUGGGUGCAAAGGUUUCUUUUCACAGUUUGAGAAUUACAGCUACAGAUGGAGAAAAUUUUGCCACACCGUUAUACAUCAACCUGACGGUGGCUGCCAGCCGCAAGCCAGUGAACUUGCAGUGCGAAGAGACUGGUGUUGCCAAAAUGCUGGCAGAGAAACUUCUGCAGGCGAAUAAAUUACACAACCAGGGGGAGGUGGAGGAUAUUUUCUUCGAUUCUCACUCGGUCAACGCCCACGCCCCACAGUUCAGGAGUGCUCUUCCAACUGGAAUUGAGGUAAAGGAGAACCUCCCUGUGGGUGCCAACAUAGCUUUCAUGAAUGCCACUGACCUGGACUCGGGCUUCAAUGGAAAACUUGUCUAUGCUAUUUCUGGAGGAAAUGAUGACAGUUGCUUUACUAUUGACAUGGAAUCAGGAAUGCUUCAAGUCUUAUCUCCACUUGACCGGGAAGUCACAGACAAAUACACCCUGAACAUUACUGUGUAUGACCUCGGUAUACCUCAGAGGGCUGCGUGGCGUCUUCUGGAUGUCACAGUUCUGGAUGCUAAUGAUAAUCCCCCCGAGUUUUUACAGGAGAGUUACUUUGUUGAAGUGAGUGAAGACAAGGAGGUAAAUAGUGAGAUCAUCCAGGUGGAAGCCACCGAUAAGGAUCUGGGCCCCAGUGGACAUGUGACAUACUCCAUCCUCACAGACACAGAUAAGUUUUCAAUUGACAGCGCGACUGGUGUGGUGAGAAUCAUCCAACCUUUGGAUCGUGAAGUACAGCCUGUGCAUUACUUGAAGAUUGAGGCCAGGGACCAGGCCACAGAAGAACCUCGGUUGUUCUCCACUGUGCUGUUGAAAGUGUCACUAGACGAUGUUAAUGACAAUCCACCUAAGUUCAUUCCACCUAACUACUCUGUGAAGGUUCGAGAAGAUUUGCCGGAAGGAACCAUAAUCAUGUGGUUAGAAGCCUAUGACCCUGAUGUAGGUCAGUCCAGUCAGGUGAGAUACAGUCUCCUGGACCAUGGAGAAGGCCACUUUGAUGUGGAUAAACUCAGUGGAGCUGUGCGAAUUGUUCAGCAGCUGGACUUUGAGAAGAAGCAAGUGUAUAAUCUCACCAUAAGGGCCAAAGACAAAGGGAAGCCAGUGUCCCUGUCUUCCACUUGCUAUGUGGAAGUUGAGGUCGUUGAUAUGAACGAGAACUUACACACUCCAGUGUUCUCCAGCUUCGUGGAAAAGGGUGUAGUGAAAGAAGAUGUCCCUACCGGCUCAUCAGUGAUGACCGUGUCAGCUCACGAUGAGGACACUGGGAGAGAUGGAGAGAUCCGGUAUUCCAUUAGAGAUGGUUCCGGUGUUGGUGUCUUCAGGAUAGAUGAAGUAACAGGUGUUAUAGAGACUUCAGAUCGACUGGACAGGGAAUCAACUUCCCACUACUGGCUCACAGUCUAUGCCGCGGAUCAGGGUGUGGUACCCCUGUCAUCCUUCAUAGAGGUCUACAUAGAGGUGGAGGAUGUCAAUGACAACGCCCCGCAGACAUCAGAGCCUGUGUACUAUCCAGAAAUAAUAGAAAAUUCACCCAAGGAUGUAUCCGUGGUCCAGAUUGAGGCAUUCGACCCCGAUUCUAGCUCCAGUGACAAGCUGACAUACAAAAUUACAAGUGGAAAUCCACAAGGAUUCUUCUCAAUACAUCCGAAAACAGGCCUCAUCACAACCACGUCGAGGAAGCUGGACCGGGAGCAGCAGGAUGAGCACAUACUAGAAGUGACUGUGACAGACAACGGUACGCCCCCCAGAUCCACCAUUGCAAGAGUAAUCGUGAAAAUCCUUGAUGAGAAUGACAACAAGCCCCAGUUCCUGCAGAAAUUUUACAAAAUCAGGCUCCCAGAGCGAGAAAAAGCAGACGGAGAGAGAAGCUCGAAGCGGGAGCCCCUGUACCGCGUCAUAGCUGCGGAUAAGGAUGAAGGGCCCAAUGCUGAGCUCUCCUACAGCAUCGAGGAAGGGAACGAGCAUGGCAGGUUUUCCAUCGAACCCAAAACCGGAGUGGUUUCAUCCAAAAAGUUCUCCGCAGCUGGGGAAUACGAUAUUCUUUCAAUUAAGGCAACUGACAACGGCCACCCUCAGAAGUCAUCAACCACCAGACUCCACAUUGAGUGGAUCUCCAAACCCAAGCCAUCUUUGGAGCCUAUUUCAUUUGAAGAGUCGGUUUUCACAUUCACCGUCAUGGAAAGUGAUCCGGUGGCUCACAUGAUUGGGGUGAUAGGGGUGGAGCCCCCUGGCAUGCCUCUGUGGUUUGACAUCAUUGGAGACACACUUGCUAGAGAAGUCUUUUACGUCUUUCAGAUGACUUGUGACCUGAACUGUACAGCAGAAGGUGGCAACUAUGACAGUCACUUUGAUGUCGACAAGGGCACGGGCACCAUCAUUGUUGCCAAACCCCUUGAUGCAGAACAGAAAUCCAGCUAUAACCUCACAGUAGAGGCGACAGAUGGAACCACCACUAUCCUCACUCAGGUUCUCAUCAAAGUAAUAGAUACAAAUGACCACCGCCCUCAGUUUUCUACAUCAAAAUAUGAAGUCACUGUUCCGGAAGACACAGAGCCGGAAACGGAGAUUUUGCAAAUCAGUGCCGUGGAUAAGGAUGAGAAAAACAAACUGAUCUACACUCUGCAGAGCAGCAUCGACCCAGUGAGUCUCAAGAAGUUCCGCCUGGAUCCUGCAACUGGCGCUCUCUACACGUCUGAGAAGCUUGACCACGAGGCCAUUCACCAGCACGUGCUCACGGUCAUGGUACGGGACCAGGAUGUGCCCGUGAAACGCAACUUUGCCAGGAUCGUUGUUAACGUCAGUGACAUGAAUGACCAUGCCCCGUGGUUCACCAGUUCCUCCUAUGAAGGCCGGGUUUAUGAAUCGGCAGCUGUUGGCUCAGUUGUAUUGCAGGUUACAGCUCUGGACAAAGACAAAGGAAAAAACGCUGAAGUGCUGUACUCAAUUGAAUCAGGAAACAUUGGAAAUUCUUUUACAAUCGACCCCAUCUUGGGCUCUAUAAAAACUGCCAGAGAAUUAGAUCGAAGUAACCAAGUGGAGUAUGAUUUAAUAGUCAAAGCUACAGAUCGAGGCAAUCCACCCAUGAGUGAAAUGACCUCUGUGCAUGUCGCUGUCACUGUGGCUGAUAAUGCCUCCCCAAAGUUCACGUCCAAGGAAUAUUCCGUUGAAAUCAGCGAAGCCGUCGGCAUUGGGACUUUCGUUGGGAUGGUCUCUGCUCACAGUCAGUCAUCAGUGAUGUAUGAGAUCAAAGACGGGAACAUAGGCGACGCCUUUGACAUCAAUCCACAUUCCGGAAGCAUCGUCACCCAGAAAGCCUUGGAUUUUGAAACCCUGUCCAUUUAUACACUGACAGUACAAGGGACCAACAUGGCCGGCUUGUCGGCCAAUACAACUGUUAUAGUGCAUAUGCAGGAUGAGAACGACAACCCACCAGUUUUCACACGGACAGAGUAUUCAGGAUUCGUUAGCGAGUCAGCUUCAGUCAGCAGUGUGGUUCUGACAGAUAGAAAUGUGCCACUAGUGAUUCGAGCAACGGAUGCCGACAGGGAAUCCAAUGCUCUGCUCGUUUAUCAGAUCGUUGAGCCGUCUGUGCACAACUAUUUUGCUAUUGAUGCUACCACCGGUGCUAUUCACACGGUACUGAGUCUGGACUAUGAAGAAACCCAUGUUUUUCACUUCACUGUUCAAGUGCACGACAUGGGCACUCCACGUCUGUUUGCUGAGUGUGCAGCCAACGUGACUAUUCAUGUAAUUGACAUCAAUGACUGCCCUCCUGUCUUCUCUAAGCCAUUGUAUGAAGCAUCUCUCUUGUUGCCAACAUACAAAGGAGUGAAAAUCAUCACCGUGAAUGCCACAGAUGCCGAUUCCAGGCCAUUCUCACAGCUAAUAUACUCCAUCACCGAAGGCAACAUUGGAGAGAAGUUCUCAAUGGACUACAAGACGGGCACAAUAACAAUACAAAACACAACCCAGCUGCGAAGCCGCUAUGAGCUAACCAUCCGAGCCUCUGACGGCAGGUUUGCAAGCAUGACCUCUGUGAAAAUCAAUGUGAAAGAAAGCAGAGAGAGUCCACUCAAGUUUACCCAAGAUUUCUACUCUGCCGUUGUGAAAGAGAACACCACAGAAACCAAAACAUUAGCUGUCAUUACUGCUGUAGGGAACCCGAUCAAUGAGCCUUUGUUUUAUCGCAUCCUCAACCCGGAUCGCAGAUUUAAAGUCAGCCACACUUCGGGCGUGCUGUCAACCACUGGGGUACCAUUUGAUCGAGAGCAGCAGGAAGCGUUUGAUGUGGUGGUGGAGGUGACAAAGGAACAUGAGCCGUCAGCAGUGGCCCAUGUUGUGGUGAAAGUCACCAUAGAAGACCAAAAUGAUAACGCGCCGGUGUUUGUCAACCUUCCCUACUAUGCUGUCGUGAAGGUGGAUGCCGAGGUGGGCCACGUCAUUCGCUAUGUCACUGCCAUCGACAGAGACAGUGGCAGAAACGGUGAGGUACACUACUAUCUUAAGGAGCACCAUGACCACUUUCAGAUCGGCCCCUCUGGCGACAUUUCUCUGAAAAAGCAAUUUGAGCAUGACACGUUAAAUAAAGAGUACCUUGUCACGGUGGUUGCCAAGGAUGGGGGAAGCCCAGCUUUCUCUGCUGAAGUUCUAGUUCCCAUCUCUGUCAUGAACAAAGCCAUGCCUGUGUUUGAAAAGGCUUUCUACAGUGCAGAGAUUCCAGAGAACAUCCAGAUGCACAGCCCAGUGGUCCACGUCCAAGCCAACAGCCCAGAAGGAUUGAAAGUGUUCUACAGCAUCGCAGACGGAGACCCUUUUAGUCAGUUUACUAUUAACUUCAACACUGGGGUGAUAAAUGUCAUAGCACCGCUGGAUUUUGAGUCCCACCCAGCCUAUAAACUGAGCAUACGGGCAACUGACUCCCUUACUGGCGCUCACGCUGAAGUGUUUGUUGACAUCAUCGUGGAAGACAUCAAUGAUAACCCUCCUGUGUUUGUGCAGCAGUCUUACGCCACAACCCUGUCGGAAGCAGCUGUCAUUGGAACACCUGUCCUUCAAGUGAAAGCAACAGAUUCUGAUUCAGAACCCAACAGAGGAAUUUCCUACCAGAUGUUUGGAAAUCAUAGCAAAGGUCACGAUCACUUUCACAUAGAUAGUAACACUGGGCUCAUUUCACUAGUGAGGGCUUUGGAUUAUGAACAGUUCCAGCAGCACAAGGUUUUUAUAAGGGCUGUUGAUGGAGGAAUGCCCCCACUGAGCAGUGAUGUGAUUGUCACCGUGGAUGUCACUGACCUCAAUGAUAAUCCACCUCUGUUUGAACAACAGAUUUAUGAAGCCAAAAUUAGUGAGCACGCAGCCCAUGGGCAUUUUGUGAUGUGCGUGAAAGCCUGCGAUGCAGACAGUUCAGACCUAGACAAGCUAGAAUAUUCUAUUCUGUCUGGCAAUGAUCAUAAAAGCUUUGUCAUCGACAGUGAAACGGGGAUUAUCACGCUCUCAAACCUGCGCCGACACACCCUGAAGCCGUUUUACAAUCUCAAUGUUUCUGUGUCUGAUGGGGUUUUUCGAAGUUCGGCUCAGGUGCAUGUGACUGUGAUGGGAGGCAAUUUGCACAGUCCUGUUUUCCUUCAGAACGAAUAUGAAGCGGAACUGGCUGAGAAUGCUCCCUUACAUACCCUGGUGGUCCAGGUGAAGGCAAUGGACAGGGAUUCUGGAAUUUACAGUCACAUAACUUACCAUAUUGUAAAUGACUUUGCUAAAGACAGGUUUUAUGUGAACGACAGAGGGCAGAUAUUCACUUUGGAAAAGCUCGAUCGAGAGACCCCCGCAGAAAAAGUCAUCUCUAUCCGUUUAAUGGCAAAGGAUACUGGAGGGAAAGUUGCUUUCUGCACCGUAAAUGUCAUUCUUACCGAUGACAAUGAUAACGCACCCCAGUUUCGCUCGACCAAGUAUGAAGUGAACAUUGGAUCCAGCGCUGCCAAAGGGACGUCAGUCGUUAAAGUCUUUGCAAGUGAUGCUGAUGAGGGCUCCAAUGCUGAUGUCACCUACGCCAUCGAGGCAGAUUCUGAAAGUGUGAAGGAGAAUUUGGAAAUUAACAAACUGACUGGCCUAAUUACCACAAAGGAAAGUUUAGUCGGCUUAGAGAAUGAAUUCUUCACUUUCUUCGUUAGAGCUGUGGAUAACGGGUCUCCGCCCAGAGAAUCUGUUGUUCCCGUCUAUGUUAGGAUACUUCCACCGGAAAUGCAGCUUCCAAGGUUCUCAGAGCCCUUUUAUACCUAUGCCAUUUCAGAAGACAUGCCCAUUGGGACAGAAAUUGACCUCAUUCGGGUAGAACACAGCAGGGCCGUUCUUUACACCCUAGUCAAAGGCAACACUCCCGAGAGUAACAGAGAUGAGUUCUUUGUGAUUGACAAGCAGAGUGGGAGACUGAAACUGGAGAAGAGUCUUGACCAUGAGACCACUAAGUGGUAUCAGUUUUCCAUCCUGGCCAGGUGCACUGUGGAUGACUAUGAGGUGGUGGCUUCAAUAGAUGUUAGUAUCCAAGUGAAAGAUGUAAAUGAUAACAGCCCAGUUUUGGAGUCCAAUCCAUAUGAGGCGUUUAUUGUUGAGAACCUGCCAGGGGGAAGUAGAGUCAUCCAGAUCAGGGCGUCGGACCUAGACUCAGGAACCAACGGCCAAGUCAUGUACAGUCUAGAUCAGUCCCAAGGUGCAGACAUCAUCGAAUCUUUUGCCAUUAACAUGGAAACCGGCUGGAUUACAACCCUGAAGGAGCUGGACCACGAAGAGAGAGCCAGUUACCAGAUUAAAGUCAUUGCAUCGGAUCACGGGGAAAAGGUUCAGCUGUCUUCCACGGCCAUUGUGGAUGUCACUGUCACUGACGUCAAUGACAGCCCGCCACGAUUCACAGCUGAGAUUUACAAAGGGACGGUGAGUGAGGACGACCCUCCAGGUGGAGUGAUCGCCAUCUUAAGCACCACUGAUGCCGACUCUGAGGAGAUUAACAGACAAGUGACAUACUACAUAACAGGAGGGGAUGCUCUGGGACAAUUUGCUGUUGAAAAUAUACAAAAUGAAUGGAAGGUCUAUGUGAAGAAACCCCUGGACAGGGAACAAAAGGACAGUUACCUUCUGACCAUCACAGCAACCGACGGGACCUUCUCUUCCAAAGCCAGGGUUGAAGUGAAAGUCCUCGACGCCAAUGACAACAGUCCAGUGUGUGAGAAGACUUUAUAUUCUGACACCAUUCCUGAAGACGCCCUUCCUGGGAAGCUGGUCAUGCAGGUCUCUGCCACAGAUGCAGAUAUCCGGUCCAACGCGGAGAUUACUUAUACUUUAUUUGGUUCAGGUGCAGAAAAGUUCAAACUAAAUCCAGACACAGGUGAAUUGAGAACAUUAGACCCCCUUGAUCGUGAGGAGCAAGCCGUUUAUAAUCUCCUUGUCAAGGCCACCGAUGGAGGGGGACGAUCCUGUCAAGCUACUGUUGUGCUCACGGUGGAAGACAUGAAUGAUAAUGCCCCUGAAUUCACUGCUGAUCCAUACACCAUCACCGUGUUUGAAAACACAGAGCCUGGGACACUGUUGACCAGAGUGCAGGCCACUGAUGCAGAUGCAGGACUGAAUCGAAAGAUCUCCUACUCACUGAUCGACUCUGCUGAUGGCCAGUUCUCCAUUAAUGAGGCGUCUGGAAUUAUCCAAUUAGAAAAGCAUUUGGAUAGAGAACAGCAGGCAGUGUAUACUCUCACUGUGAAAGCCGUGGACCAAGGAUUGCCCAGGAAGUUGACAGCUACCGGCACUGUGGUUGUGUCGGUUUUGGAUAUAAAUGACAACCCACCUGUGUUUGAGUACCGUGAGUACGGUGCCACCGUGUCUGAGGACAUUCUCAUCGGAACAGAAGUUCUCCAGGUGUAUGCAGCAAGUCGGGAUAUUGAAGCCAAUGCAGAAAUCACCUACUCAAUAAUAAGUGGAAAUGAACAUGGAAAAUUCAGCAUAGAUUCUAAAACAGGGGCCAUAUUUGUCAUUGAGAACCUGGAUUAUGAAAGUUCCCAUGAAUAUUACCUGACCGUGGAAGCCACUGACGGAGGCACGCCCUCCUUAAGUGAUGUGGCGACUGUGAGCAUCAACGUCACAGACAUCAAUGAUAACACCCCAGUGUUCAGCCAAGACACCUACACCACGGUGGUCGGGGAAGACGCGGCUCUUGAGCAGUCUGUCAUUACAAUUAUGGCUGAUGACGCUGAUGGACCUUCCAACAGUCACAUCCACUACUCGAUUAUAGAAGGUAACCAAGGAAGUCCAUUUACAAUUGACCCCGUCAGAGGAGAAGUGAAAGUAACCAAGCCCCUAGACCGGGAAACGAUCUCAGGUUAUACACUUACGGUGCAAGCUUCUGACAACGGCAAUCCACCCAGAGUCAACACGACCACAGUGAAUAUCGAUGUGUCUGACGUCAACGACAAUGCGCCUCUCUUCUCCAGAGACAACUACAGUGUCAUCAUCCAGGAAAACAAGCCAGUGGGUUUCAGCGUCCUGAAGCUAGUAGUUACGGACAAGGACUCUUCUCACAAUGGCCCCCCCUUCUUCUUUACUAUUGUCAAUGGCAAUGAGGACAACACCUUUGAAGUGAACCAGCACGGGGUCCUCCUGACGGCGGCUGCCAUCAAGAGGAAAGAGAAGGACCAUUACCUUCUGCAUGUUAAGGUGGCUGAUAAUGGAAAACCUCAGCUGUCCUCGUUGACACAUAUUGACAUUAGGGUUAUAGAGGAAAGCAUCCAUCCUCCGGCCAUCUUACCACUAGAGAUUUUCAUCACUGCUUUUGGAGAGGAAUACUCGGGUGGGGUCAUAGGGAAGAUCCAUGCAACUGACCAGGACGUGUACGACACACUGACAUACAGUCUGGAUCCCCACAUGGACGGCCUGUUCUCUGUUUCCAGCGCGGGGGGUAAGCUGAUUGCACACAGAAAACUGGAUAUAGGCCAGUACAUUCUUAAUGUCAGCGUAACAGAUGGGAAAUUUACAACGGUGGCUGACAUCACCGUGCAUAUCCAACAAGUGACCCAGGAGAUGCUGAACCACACCAUUGCCAUUCGCUUCGCCAACCUCACCCCAGAGGAAUUCGUCGGUGACUACUGGCGGAACUUCCAGCGAGCUUUACGGAACAUCCUGGGUGUUAGGAAGAAUGACAUACAGAUCAUCAGCUUGCAGCCCUCCGAGCCACACUCGCAUCUAGAUGUCUUACUCUUUGUAGAGAAAUCAGGUAGUACGCAGGUUUCAACAAAACAGCUUCUGCACAAGAUCAAUUCUUCCGUGACCGACAUUGAGGAGAUCAUUGGCGUGAGGAUACUGGACGUGUUCCAGAAGCUCUGUGCAGGGCUGGACUGUCCGUGGAAGUUCUGUGACGAGAAGGUGUCUGUGGAUGAAAGCAUUAUGUCCACUCACAGCACAGCCAGGCUGAGCUUUGUGACUCCCCGACACCAUAGGACAGCUGUGUGUCUCUGCAAAGAUGGGAAGUGCCCACCUGUCCACCAUGGGUGCGAAGACAAUCCAUGCCCUGCAGGAACUGAGUGUGUUCUUGACCCCAGAGACGAGAAGUACAGCUGUGUGUGUCCCGGGGGCGGGUUUGGUAAAUGUCCAGGGAGUUCAUCCAUAACCUUUACCGGAAACAGCUUUGUGAAAUACCGUCUGAUGGAGAACGAAAACAAAUUAGAGAUGAAAUUGAGCAUGAGGCUGAGAACCUAUUCUUCCCAUGCAGUUGUCAUGUAUGCGCGAGGGACUGACUACAGUAUCCUGGAGAUUCAUGCUGGAAGACUGCAGUACAAAUUUGACUGUGGAAGUGGCCCUGGGAUUGUCUCUGUUCAAAGCAUUCAAGUCAAUGAUGGGCAGUGGCAUGCAGUGUCCCUUGAAGUGGAGGGCAAUUAUGCCAAAUUGGUUCUAGAUGAAGUUCAUACUGCAUCAGGCACAGCCCCAGGCGCCCUGAAAACCCUGAACCUGGAUAACUAUGUGUUUUUUGGUGGCCACCUCCGCCAGCCAGGAGGGAAACACGGAAGAAGCACCCAAAUUGCCAAUGGUUUCCGGGGCUGCAUGGACUCUAUUUAUUUGAAUGGGCAGGAGCUGCCUUUGACUAACAAACCAAGAGCCUACGCGCACAUCGAAGAAUGGGUAGAUGUAUCUCAUGGAUGCCUAUUAACAGCCACGGAAGACUGCUCUAGUAACCCUUGUCAAAAUGGAGGCACUUGUAACCCCUCACCUACUGGAGGUUAUUACUGCAAGUGCAGUGCGUUAUACAUAGGGAUAUACUGUGAGGUGAGCAUCAACCCGUGCUCCUCCAACCCCUGCCUCUACGGCGGAACGUGCGUGGUGGACAACGGAGGCUUUGUUUGCCAGUGUAGGGGGCUGUACACUGGCCAGAGAUGUCAGCUUAGUCCAUACUGCAAAGAUGAACCCUGUAAAAAUGGUGGAACAUGUUUUGACAGUUUGGAUGGUGCUGUCUGUCAAUGUGACUCAGGCUUUAGGGGAGAAAGAUGUCAGAGUGAUGUCGAUGAAUGUGCCGGGAACCCCUGUCGGAACGGGGCCCUUUGUGAGAACACACAUGGCUCCUAUCAUUGUAACUGCAGCCAGGAGUACAGAGGGAAGAACUGUGAAGACGCCACUCCCAACCAGUAUGUGUCCACUCCGUGGAACAUCGGCCUGGCCGAAGGAAUAGGAAUCAUCGUGUUCAUAGCCGGGAUAUUCUUGCUGGUGGUGGUGUUUGUCCUCUGCCGGAAGAUGAUCAACCGGAAGAAGAAACCCCAGGCUGAGCCUGAGGACAAACGUUUGGGACCAACGACGGCUUUCUUACAGAGGCCUUACUUUGAUUCUAAGCUGAACAAGAACAUUUACUCUGACAUACCACCCCAGGUGCCUGUCCGGCCUAUUUCCUACACUCCAAGCAUUCCAAGUGACUCUAGAAACAAUCUUGACCGAAAUUCCUUUGAGGGCUCGGCCAUCCCAGAGCAUCCAGAAUUUAGUACUUUUAACCCCGAGUCUAUGCAUGGGCACCGAAAAGCUGUGGCCGUGUGCAGCGUAGCUCCAAAUUUGCCUCCACCACCACCUUCCAACUCUCCUUCAGACAGUGACUCCAUACAGAAGCCUAGCUGGGACUUUGACUAUGACGCCAAAGUGGUGGAUCUCGAUCCUUGUCUUUCCAAGAAGCCCCUGGAGGAGAAGCCCUCGCAGCCCUACAGUGCCCGCGAGAGCCUGUCCGAGGUGCAGUCCCUCAGCUCCUUCCAGUCAGAGUCCUGUGACGACAAUGCUUCCAUAGUGACUGUAAUACACCUUGUCAACACUGUCGUUGACACGGUGACUAAAGAAGAAUCUUUGGCUGCUCCUGACCUCAGCAAACCAAGAGGGUACCACUGGGACACAUCAGACUGGAUGCCGAGUGUUCCCCUGCCAGACAUACAAGAGUUCCCCAAUUAUGAAGUCAUUGACGAGCACACACCCCUGUACUCGGCAGAUCCAAAUGCCAUUGAUACUGACUAUUACCCUGGGGGUUAUGACAUUGAAAGUGAUUUCCCACCCCCUCCAGAGGACUUCCCUGCGCCUGACGAGCUGCCACCAUUGCCUCCAGAAUUCAGCGACCAGUUCGAGUCCAUACACCCACCCAGAGACAUGCCUGCUGCAGGUAGCUUGGGAUCUUCCUCCAGAAGUCGGCAGAGGUUCAACCUGAAUCAGUAUCUGCCCAGUUUCUACCCCGUCGAUAUGUCUGAACCUCAAAAACAAGGCACUGGUGAGAACAGUAUGUGUAGAGAACCCUACGCCCCCUACCCUCCAGGGUAUCAAAGGAACUUCGAAGCCCCCACUAUGGAAAACAUGCCCAUGUCUGUGUACACCUCCACAGCAUCCUGCUCCGAUGUGUCAGCAUGCUGUGAAGUGGAAUCCGAGGUCAUGAUGAGUGACUACGAGAGUGGCGAUGAUGGCCACUUUGAAGAAGUGACAAUUCCGCCACUGGAUUCCCAGCAGCAUACAGAGGUGUGACACUCAGACUCCUCCCCAAAGUGCCUGGACCUUAACGAACCUAGAGAUGGUAUCGAUGAUCUCCGCGUUGUUCUUUGCAGCGGUCUUACGCGCUUCUCAGUGAGCUGCCGUGGGCGUGGCUGCAUGGAAUCACACGCCUCUUGACUUGCUAGCCAUUUCCGGUGUCCUAACCGACUGUACUUGAUGGGGUUCUCAUCGCCAGUGCCAUUUCUGAGCGUCUUUUCGUAUCUAGAUGUGUGUCUGUUAAAAUAAUGAAACCGAAAUCAGUCCUGUCAUCCUGUUAGCAUGAUUCAUGUAUUUAUAUAGAUUCGAUUAUUUUAAUUUUGCUUUUUGUGUGUGUGUGUGUGUAAAUUUUCUGUACAGAUUUGAUUUUUUUUUUCUUCUUUCAUAGUUUUAACUACGUUUUGAGAACGCAUUGUGCAUUUGUUUUCCUCUGGAUCUGGGUGGUGUUAGUGUCGUCCGUCGCCUAGCACCCUGAUUUUCUAAUGUAACCAGGGUUUCACUGUGUUCCUUCCCACUGAAGUAUGACAUUUCAUUAACGCAUUUCAGUCCAGCCAUUUAUUUCUAGCUGUACAUACAAAGUGAGGAAGACCUGUUACUGGACAUGUCUUAAAUGGGUUGCUGUAUUAGGAUUGUAAACAUUUUUCAUUAUUGGAAAGUGUAAAGGGGACCUUCUGCAUACCUGUUUAGAACCAAAACCACCAUGACACAGUUUUUAUAGUGUCUGUAUAUUUGUGAUGCAAUGGUCUUGUAAAGGUUUUUACUGAAAACUAUCAUUAGCCAGCCUUUCUUACUGACAAUAAAUUAUUAAUAAAAUACUUUAGCUUUA
Molecule: messenger RNA, 15225 nt
Organism: Mesocricetus auratus (golden hamster)
Lineage: Eukaryota; Metazoa; Chordata; Mammalia; Rodentia; Cricetidae
Gene: Fat1
Product: FAT atypical cadherin 1
Exons: 31
Coding region: 462-14396 (4644 amino acids)
Biological process (GO): homophilic cell-cell adhesion
Cellular component (GO): plasma membrane
Molecular function (GO): calcium ion binding
Source: RefSeq, a predicted model, not a curated record